Molecule: messenger RNA, 944 nt
Organism: Quercus lobata
Lineage: Eukaryota; Viridiplantae; Streptophyta; Magnoliopsida; Fagales; Fagaceae
Product: glutathione S-transferase-like
Exons: 3
Coding region: 106-762 (218 amino acids)
Biological process (GO): glutathione metabolic process
Cellular component (GO): cytoplasm
Molecular function (GO): glutathione transferase activity; glutathione binding
Source: RefSeq, a predicted model, not a curated record
CGAAACAAGAGUACACAUAUCAAACGCACACAAAGAGUGUGUUAAAAGAGACAAAAAAAAAAAGCAAGCAAGCGAAACCCCAAAGCUACCAAACUUCCCAUUCCAAUGGCGAUUCCUGUUAAAGUGUACGGACCACCCAUGUCCACAGCUGUGUCCAGGGUCCUAGCUUGUCUCUAUGAGAAAAAUGUCGAGUUCGAGCUCAUCUCCAUUAACAUGUCCAAGGGCGAGCACAAGAAGCCUGAGUUCCUCAAGCUCCAGCCCUUUGGCCAAGUACCAGCAUUUGAAGAUGAGGGUAUCUCCAUCUUUGAGUCUCGAGCGAUAUGCCGCUACGUUUGUGACAAGUACGCGGACAAAGGAAACAAAGGACUAUACGGAACAAACCCACUGGCAAAAGCAUCCAUAGAUCAGUGGAUAGAAGCAGAAGGGCAGAACUUCAAUCCACCAAGUUCAACGCUGGUGUUUCAGCUCGCAUUCGCGCCUCGAAUGAAUAUCAAGCAAGACAAAGUAGUGAUCAGGCAGAACGAAGAGAAGCUGUCGAAAGUGCUUGACAUCUACGAAAAGAGGCUCGGGGAGGCUAGGUUCUUGGCUGGGGAUGAAUUUUCUUUGGCUGAUCUUUCACACUUGCCCAACACUCAGUACUUGGUCAGUGGCACUGAUAAGGGCAAUUUGUUCACUUCGAGGGAAAAUGUGGGGAGAUGGUGGGACGAGAUAUCGAGCCGAGACUCUUGGAAGAAGGUGGUUGAUAUGCAGAAGGGUGCUUAGAAAAUUUGGUUGGCAUUUCUUGAAUAAAUUGCUUCAAUCCGGAGAAUUUAUUUUCUCCCCCUUUUUUCCUAGUUUUUUGGCCGAGUCCAAAGAGAUCAAUGGGAUUUUGAUCUCUCUAUGUGUAAUCUUUCAAUUUCAGAACACUUAAAAGGGAAAUUCAUUAAUUUUCUACUAGCAUUAUA